AUGGUUUUCACGCAGAAGCCCGCAUCGCAUAACGAGAUGGGAGUUUCUAAUUUUGACUGGUUAAAGCUAUGGUCUGCUUUCUCAACGGAGAAACAAAAUCUGAAGGAACUUUCUAGGGAAAUUUACAGAGCUCCUCCUUCCAACAUUUCAACUCGAUCUAGGAGGCAUCGUAAGAAGGUUGAACUUCCAAAGGGACCAUCAUCCUUCACCCAUAUUUACCAUAAUGAUUUUGUUGGCCGAAAACCAAAGAAGCUGAAGGAUGAUGAUGUGGCCAUUUGUGUCUAUAAAUAUGAUAACCCUGAAAGUGCGUGCGGAGAGGGGUGCUUGAAUGUCAUGACCAGCACAGAAUGCAUACAUGGGCACUGGCCAUGUCAGGACUAUUGCAAGAAUCAGGAUUUGAAGACAAAGAGAACGAUUGGUGGAGGGCAUGAGUAUAAUGGUCUUUAUUUUCUCAACCCCAAUGGUAUGACGCCCUCUUAUGAGUUAGAUCUUCCUAUUGCUUUACGCAUAGCUAUGCAAGAAGAGAUGUCUGCUUUGGAGCAAAAUGGUACUUGGGAUCUUGUCCCUAAGCCUGUUGGUAAAUGGGUGUAUACUAUUAAAGUUCAGCUUAAUGGUUCUAUUGAUAGAUUGAAGGCUCGUCUGGCAGCUAAAGGAUUUACUUAG
This is a messenger RNA of Coffea eugenioides, 663 nucleotides long. RefSeq lists its product as uncharacterized. Gene Ontology annotation, biological process: regulation of DNA-templated transcription. The coding region runs from base 1 to 663 and encodes 220 amino acids. Gene Ontology annotation, cellular component: nucleus; chromatin. Gene Ontology annotation, molecular function: histone H3K36 methyltransferase activity. Lineage: Eukaryota; Viridiplantae; Streptophyta; Magnoliopsida; Gentianales; Rubiaceae. The transcript has 7 exons. The record is from RefSeq and is a predicted model, not a curated record.